AUGCGCUUCUCUGCUGCCCUUUUCCUGGGGCUUGUCUCUCUGGCCACGGCCCUCCCCAGCCCGCCUCCUCAUGACACCAGAGCUGUCCCGCCACCAAAGAGGUCAUUUCGCAAGCCCGAUAGCGAUUGGAAUCAUGUAAUCAGCGGAGCUGAUGUGAAGCUUUCCAAAAACUACGGUGGCCAGCUUGCCAACUACAACCUCCGAGCCAAUGCAGUUGACCCGGCCAAACUCAGUGUUGACAAGGUCAAGCAGUACAGUGGAUAUCUUGACGACAACUCCACGGACAAGCACUUAUUUUAUUGGUUCUUUGAGUCCCGCAACGACCCCAAAAACGACCCUGUAAUCUUGUGGCUGACGGGCGGACCUGGUUGCUCGUCCAUGUCUGGUCUCUUCAUGGAGUUGGGACCAUCUCACAUUGAUAAGAACGGACAGCUGGUUCCCAACCAGUAUGCAUGGAAUAACAACGCGUCUGUUAUUUUCCUAGAUCAGCCUGUCAAUACUGGCUUCUCAUACAGCAACUCUCCUGUUGACACCACCGCUGCCGCCGCCAAAGACGUAUACGCCUUGUUGACCUUAUUCUUCGAGCAGUUCCCUCAGUACGCUAAACAAGAUUUCCACAUUUCAGGCGAAUCUUAUGCCGGCCACUAUAUCCCGGUAUUUGCGUCAGAGAUUUUGUCUCACAAGGACCGCAACAUCAACAUCAAGAGCGCUCUUAUCGGUAAUGGGCUCACCGAUGCUUACACACAAUAUGCCUACUACCAACCCAUGGGCUGUGGCAAAGGCGGAUACAAGGCUGUUCUGGACGAUCAGACUUGUCAGUCGAUGCAGGAUGCCCUUCCUCAGUGCCAGAAGACCAUCAAGGCGUGCUACGACGGAGACCACAGCUCAUGUGUCAGCGCCAGUGAUGACUGUGACGGACCACUGCUCGGAGCGUUCGAACAAACCGGUCUCAAUGUUUAUGAUAUCCGAAAACAGUGUGUAGGUGGUGGGUUGUGCUAUGAAGAAAUGAACUAUAUCCAGGAUUGGCUCAACAAGAAGGAUGUCAUGCAAGCCCUUGGAGUCGAAGUGGACAGCUUCAGCACCUGCAACAACCAGAUCAACGGCGCUUUUAGGCAAGCCGGCGAUUGGUUCCUACCAAUCCAGAACAACGUCACCGAGGUUUUGGCCCAGAUCCCAGUCCUCAUUUAUGCAGGCGAUGUCGACUUCAUUUGCAACUGGCUGGGUAACCAGGCCUGGACCAAUGCACUUCAGUGGCCCGGCCACGACGCCUUCAACGCUGCCAAAAGCACUGAACUAAAGGCACCUUCUGGCAAGAAUUACGGCAAUAUCAAGAACGCGCAAGGCUUUGCUUUUCUCCGAGUGUACCAGGCGGGACACAUGGUCCCAAUGGAUCAGCCUGAAGGGGCCGUUGACUUUGUGAACCGCUGGGUACGGGGCGAGUGGACUAAGUAA
This is a messenger RNA of Pochonia chlamydosporia 170, 1452 nucleotides long. Its product is annotated as carboxypeptidase Y precursor. Gene Ontology annotation, molecular function: serine-type carboxypeptidase activity. Gene Ontology annotation, biological process: proteolysis. Lineage: Eukaryota; Fungi; Ascomycota; Sordariomycetes; Hypocreales; Clavicipitaceae. The record is from RefSeq and is a predicted model, not a curated record. The coding region runs from base 1 to 1452 and encodes 483 amino acids. Gene Ontology annotation, cellular component: fungal-type vacuole. The transcript has 2 exons.